AUGUCACGGGAGAACCAAUCCACAGCUUCUGCUGUAACAGAGUUUUUCAUUGCGGGCUUCCCUGGACUUCAGCCUAAAUACUACAACCUGAUGGCCUCCGUUUUAUUCUGCAUCUACAUGGCUGUGAUUACGGGGAACUGUCUCAUUGUGGUCCUUUUUAUAAUUGAACGCAGCCUUCAUAAGCCAAUGUAUAUCGUCAUGCUGAGUUUGUCUCUUUCUGAUAUUGGUUUUUGCACUGUUGCCUUGCCAAAAGUGAUUUCUCGUUAUUGGUUUAAUGACGGCUAUAUUGCUUUCUAUGCUUGUAUGUUGCAAAGGCUGCUAAUUCACUACUUUGGUACUCUAAACUCUCUUAUCAUGAUGAUCAUGGCCCUAGAUCGGUACUUGGCAAUCUGUUACCCACUAAGAUACCCAGUUUUAAUGACUAACCGCACUAUGAGAAUUUUACUAGGGUUGUCAUGGUGUUCUGCAAUGAUUGCCCCAACUGUUAGUUCAAUGCAGACAUCGCAAAUGCCAUUCUGUGGGCCAAAUAUGAUCCUUCAUUGUUUCUGUGAUGCCUCGUCUAUGAACCAGCUCGCCUGUAAUGAUGCAACCAGCCAGAACCUUGUGUCCUAUUGUAUAGCAAUGUUUGUUCUUCUUGUACCAUUCUCUUUCAUUCUCAUUUCCUAUGUAAGUAUCCUUGUGUCUGUGCUUCGAAUAGCAAAUGCUCAAGGCCGACUUAAAGCCCUCUCUACCUGUGCAACACAGGUGACUAUCAUUACCCUCUAUUAUGUGCCACGUUUUGUUGUUUACUCCAGCACUACUAUACCAAAUAUUCCAAUAACAAUAAGUAGCAGUCAGAGAAUCGCCCUUGUCAUGUUCUAUAGUCUUUUGCCUCCACUGGUAAAUCCCUUAAUUUACUGCAUCAGGAUCAAAGAGAUCAGGCAAUUCUUUCUGAAAUGUGUCCACAAACAUUGUGUGCAAAAAAAUUGGAGGGGCAAGAGGUUAACUAUUUCCAAAUGA
This is a messenger RNA of Myxocyprinus asiaticus (Chinese sucker), 999 nucleotides long. Its product is annotated as olfactory receptor 2AT4-like. Gene Ontology annotation, biological process: G protein-coupled receptor signaling pathway. Gene Ontology annotation, cellular component: membrane. The transcript has a single exon. Lineage: Eukaryota; Metazoa; Chordata; Actinopteri; Cypriniformes; Catostomidae. Gene Ontology annotation, molecular function: G protein-coupled receptor activity; olfactory receptor activity. Bases 1 to 999 code for a protein of 332 amino acids. The record is from RefSeq and is a predicted model, not a curated record.